This is a messenger RNA of Prosopis cineraria, 2113 nucleotides long. RefSeq names its product cationic amino acid transporter 7, chloroplastic. Gene Ontology annotation, biological process: transmembrane transport; amino acid transport. The transcript has 5 exons. Gene Ontology annotation, cellular component: plasma membrane. Gene Ontology annotation, molecular function: amino acid transmembrane transporter activity. The record is from RefSeq and is a predicted model, not a curated record. NCBI's taxonomy places the organism in Eukaryota, Viridiplantae, Streptophyta, Magnoliopsida, Fabales, Fabaceae. Bases 78 to 1829 code for a protein of 583 amino acids.
UCCGCUCGCAGUCUUUAUAAACAAAGUGGGCUCUUCCAUUCUCAUACUCAGUGACGCAGUGAGGCGAAGAUCGGGCAAUGGAGAUCCAAGGCUCGUCGUUCUCUAGCCUCCGAUCCUACCUAUGUGCUCUCGCUCAUACUCCGUCUCGGCUCGCUUGCCGAGGCGGUUCUCUCUCCAGUCCCUACAACGAGAUGGGCCGGGUUAAAGCCCGGUCCGGUUCUCAAAUGCGCAAGACCCUCCGCUGGUUCGACUUGAUCAGUUUGGGCAUCGGCGGUAUGGUCGGCGCCGGAGUUUUUGUAACCACCGGCCGCGCCAGCCAUUACGCAGCUGGCCCUUCAGUAGUGCUUUCUUACGCCAUCGCCGGUCUCUGUGCUCUCCUCUCUGCCUUCUGCUACACCGAGUUUGCCGUCGACAUGCCCGUCGCCGGCGGUGCUUUCAGCUACAUCCGCGUCACAUUCGGCGAAUUCGCUGCCUUCCUAACGGGUGCGAACCUUGUGAUGGAUUAUGUGAUGUCAAAUGCCGCCGUUGCCCGGAGUUUUACUGCCUAUUUUGGCACUGCAAUCGGCGUCUCCUCCACGAAAUGGAGGCUUACGGCUCCUUCGCUUCCCAAAGGAUUUGACGAGAUUGACGUUGUUGCAGUGGUUGUCGUUCUGCUCAUCACCCUUGUUAUUUGCUACAGCACGAGAGAGAGCUCGAUGAUUAACAUGAUUUUGACGGCGCUUCACAUAUUUUUCAUAGCAUUUGUGAUAGCCGUGGGUUUCUGGAGAGGUAGCUGGAGGAACUUCACAGAGCCAGGUAAUCCGCAAAACCCAUCGGGGUUUUUCCCUUACGGUGCUUCAGGCGUGUUCAAUGGAUCAGCAAUGGUUUAUCUCAGUUACAUCGGAUACGACGCCGUUUCCACCAUGGCCGAAGAAGUCCGAGACCCAGUCAAAGACAUCCCCAUCGGCGUGUCAGGAUCGGUCAUAAUCGUAACCUUUCUCUACUGUCUAAUGGCCGCUUCCAUGUCCAAGCUUCUUCCAUACGACAUGAUCGAUGCGGAAGCGCCGUUUUCGGCGGCUUUCAGGGGGGAAUCAGACGGCUGGGGAUGGGUGUCGGAGGUAAUAGGGGUGGGGGCCAGCUUUGGGAUCCUUACGUCGCUGUUAGUGGCAAUGUUGGGUCAGGCUCGGUACAUGUGUGUGAUUGGACGGUCCAACGUGGUCCCCUCUUGGUUUGCCAGGGUCCAUCCCAAGACAUCCACGCCUGUCAACGCCUCCGUUUUUCUUGGUAUUUUCACUGCUGCAAUUGCCCUUUUCACUGAUCUCAAUGUUCUACUCAGCCUCGUAUCAAUAGGCACCCUCUUUGUAUUUUACACGGUGGCAAAUGCUGUGAUUUAUAGACGUUACGUGUCCGCCGAGACGACCAAUCCAUGGCCUACAUUGUCCUUUCUCUGUUCAUUUUCCUUCACCUCCAUAAUGUUCACCCUUACUUGGAGAUUUCUUCCAACCGGAAGGGCCAAGGCAGGAAUACUUAGUGCCUGUGGGAUCAUUGCCGUUGCAAUUCUACAUAUUUUCUACUGCAUGGUUCCUCAAGUUCGGAAGCCAGAAUUCUGGGGGGUCCCUCUUAUGCCAUGGAUACCCUCCAUGUCAAUCUUUCUCAAUGUGUUUUUGCUUGGUGUUCUGGAUGGGCCAUCCUAUGUUCGAUUUGGAUUCUUUUCCGCUAUUACUGUGCUUGUCUAUAUCUUUUACAGUGUUCAUGCUAGCUUUGAUGCUGAAGGAGAUGGAUCUCUCGGUGAAAAAAAUGGGGAAAUUCAUUUAUCCAAACAAAGUGAGGACCAAAGUUUUGAAGUGUAGAUUAUCUCCUGUACAUCUCUCUAUCUCUUCCCCCCUGUUUGGAAUUAGGAUUGGAUGUAUUAAACCUUCUAGUAUGAUUGACAGCCACUUAGAACUGGGGGAGGGAGAAUUAUAAAUGGUACAAAUCCUAUACAAGUAGAAUAGGCACCGAAAGAAUAGCAUAGGCUGCCGCUUUUUUUGGGAAUGGUGAAUUGUGUAGUUAAAGCCUUAAGAAGCUGCAUACGCUGUGAUUGCCUUUGUAAAUCUGCCUUGUGUUAUGUCAAAAGAAUUUCAAUUCUUGUUCU